AUGGCAGAAGCACUAGCAGCAGAUAUUAAAAAGGAUAUCUUGACAUGUAGCAUCUGUCUGGGAGAGUAUGAGGACCCCCGUGUGCUGUCUUGCUACCAUACAUUUUGCUAUGGUUGUAUAUCUGACCAUGCCGAGAGAAAAGUAACCUCAAACAGAAAAUUUCCAUGUCCUCUUUGCCGACAGGAAAUCCAGAUUCCAGAUGGCGGCCUUACUCAACUGAUGAAGAACUUUCUCGUCGGCAAGACAAAGGACAUCAUAACCCAGCAACAAGCAAGACAGACAUUAAAAGAGGAACAGGCCAAUGUAGCAGCAGCGACACAGGCCAUUGCACAGUUGACCCUCAGUUGUGAGAAACAUCCCAAGAAUGAAUUACAGUUUUACUGUGAAGAGGAUGAUACUGCCAUAUGUGGUGAGUGUAUAGCAACAGAACAUAGUGGGCAUCGCAUUUCAUCAGUUGAUAAAAUUAUAAAAAUGAACAGAGAAAAUAUCCAAACUGGUCUUGCUAAAACUAUGAAGACCACAAAUAUGUUUAAAGAUGCAGUUGCCAAGGAAACAGCCGGUGUUACAGAUGACCUUCUUUCCCAAACUAAAAUUAUCACAGAGAUUGAAAGUCAAGCCGAGCAACUUGUUAAAAGGAUCAAUUGCAGAAAAGAGAGAUUGAUAUCAGAAGUGAAUUCUGCUUAUGAUGUCAGAAAGAAAAAGAAGGAGGCAAACAAUGACAUCCUUGAAUUCCACCAUACUUCUUUGCAAAGUGCCUGUGACUUUGCCCAGCAACUGGUGACAAAUGGCACUGUGCCUGAUAUCAUGGUUCAUGCAAAACCUCUAAUUAAAAGACUAGCAGAGAUGGAAAAAACGCCUCUCCCAACCCCAGAUACACCAGCACAGAUAUCAUACACUCCUGGUAAAUCAUCUACUACUCAACUAGAAGACAUGCUAGGACAAGUAAAUGUGCGGUCACAAUCUCCAUUGGAUGUACGAGGAAGAAACCCAAUACCAGUAGCAUAUUCUUCCAGACUGAAAGAACAUUUAGAACCGGAGCCAAUGCAGCGGACGUAUCAUAUAUUACCGCACUAUUCUCCAGGACUGGAGGUCAUGUUAGGAAAGGUUAAAGUACAGUCACAAUCUCUAUUAGCUAAGCGUGGAGCGUAUCCAAGAUCAGCGCCACAUUCUCCUGUUUUCGUAGACAAUGCAAACUGUGUGCAUUUCUUCAAUGCUACUCUGAAAAGUGAUAGAAAAAUUAACAUAUCUGGGUUGGCCAUAGAUAAGGAACUAGUGUUUGUUGUGGAUAAUAAAAACAACAGUACAAAAAUGUUCACACAUGCUGGAGAGUUCAGGACAGACAUAAAACUUGACAAUCCACGUGAUGUGGCUGUUUCACAGACUGGUCAGCUGUAUAUAACAUCAAAAGAAUCCCAAUGUGUCGAAAUAUACUCCACCAGAGGUCAGAAGGUGAUGACAAUAGGUCACCGUCAACUUAGUUGUAUAUGGGGUAUUACAAUGGACAAAAUGUGUAAUGUGAUGGUUUGUGACAGUAUGAAGAAAUCCAUCUUGGAAUUCCACGCAGACAGUGGACAGCUCCAGAACACUGUUCGACUCAAGGAGUUUAAAAGACCCCGGUACAUCACAGUGAACAGUGUGAAUAAAAACAUUGUGAUAUCAGACUUGGACAGACACUGUGUACAUGUGCUGUCACCUUUUUGUACUCUGCUGUACCAGUAUGGCACACAUGGCAGUGGGCGUGGUGAGCUGAGUUCACCAGGUGGAGUGUGCACAGACAGCUAUGGUCACAUCUUCAUUGCCGACACGGGUAACCACAGGAUAGUGGCACUUAGUCCACAAGGAGAGUUUAUCAGAUACAUUGCCACUGAGGAUGAUGGAUUGGAGUGUCCGACAGCAUUAGCCAUCAAUCCUGCUGGCCAGCUGGUUGUGGCAGAAAGACAGGGCAAGGUUAAGACAUUCCAGUACUUACGGUAA
This is a messenger RNA of Lingula anatina, 1974 nucleotides long. Its product is annotated as tripartite motif-containing protein 3-like. Lineage: Eukaryota; Metazoa; Brachiopoda; Lingulata; Lingulida; Lingulidae. The record is from RefSeq and is a predicted model, not a curated record.